GACUGUUCCUCAGCUCAACCCCCCUUUUUAGAAAUGAUCAGUAUUUAUGGUGUGGGCUGCGAUAGCCCUUCAAAGCCCCAGUCCCAGAUUAGGAUCCCCUUGCGCAAGGCACUGUGCAAACAGAACAAAAGGCUAGAAGGUCAGUUCUUUGCAGCAGGAACUAAGUAUGGGGUAAAAGAGAAGAGGUGCAGGCAGAAGGGGAGUGCCAGGACACAAGGAGACGUUAUGGGUCAGCCAAUGUGCCUUAGUUCUUCACUUCAGCAGGGUUCUCUCUCCUACAUACGCGGCUAGAAAAGGAGGCAUGCGGAAUACUCUCAGGAAAACUACUGAACCAGGGGGACUGAAAGUAACAGAACCACUGCAGGGCUUAGUAGGAGUAGGCUUCUGUGGCCUGCUUUGUGCAGGAGGUCAGACUAGAUGAUCACAUCGGUCCCUUCUGACCUUAAAGUCUAUGAGUCUAUGAGCGAAUACUCCACAGCCCUCAAGGGACUACUCCCAGUGGUGUGCAUGGAAAGCGUUUGUAAGCUGGACCCUUGUCUACAGCACUGUGCCUUUAAGGGCCUCUCGCUUUGUUGCCAAGUUACAGCCUGUGUCCUAGCAACAUAGUUUGUUACUUAAGCACCCUGUUUCUUGUGUGCCUGGUCAAUUUCCUGCCUCUUUGUCCAGCUUGGACCAGAGUCACCAAAAAGUCUUAACUCAAAAUGUCCCAGGCGCAUCUGCCGGAAGCAUUCACCACCUGUAACAAAGAGGCAGAGGAGGGUCGGUCCCAGAGAACCAGUGAUUACUACAGAGUUAAUGACAAUUUGCCAGCCAGGUUCAACCACCCAGGAUGGUUUCGGGGCUACAGAACGAAUGAGUCUCAUCCAAUGUACAGGACCACCAACCAGAUCUAUGGAAGCAAAGCGCCUACCGUACAUGAAAUGCCAACCUCCUUUAACAUUACCUCACAUGCAUUUUCGAAACAUCUUGGAAAGUGUGGCAUGUAUAGGAAUAAUGGGCUCAACACCUACAUGGAGAAAAGCGAUGUGACUGGCAUAGAUAACCUUAUCACCUUCUACGACAGACUCAACUUUCACCCCAGUUACAAUGGCAGUGGCCCAUCCCACUGUGAAUAAUGUUUCAGCCAUCAUGUCUGCAGUAUGACACCUGUUCUUCAGUCUACUGUCUACUGCCUGGUUAAAAAAAAACACAAAAGAACGAGCGAACAAUAGCAUUGACAUUUCCUUAGGAUUUCUGCUUCUCUCCUAAAUCUUUGAAAGCAUGACUGGAAACGGUGCACUCCUGCACUGAGUGAUGUUAAAUACACUUCCAUCUGCCACAUUAGCUUGCAGGAUGAUUCACCACAACAAACACAGGCUUCUGUUAAAAUAAUGCUGCAUGCCAUUGAAGCAUCAUUAAGCUGCAAUGGCAAUCUUUUAUUAUGCUGUCUGACUUGAGGUUACCUUGCUGAAGGAGAGCCUAGAUCCAAUGUUAGCAUGACGUAGUAGAAAAGGUCAUGAAAACGGAAUAAAAUGAGUCAAUGAGCACGGAUGAAAACUCUGUCAUUGAGAGAAUAAUAAGAGCAAAAUGCUGCUUUAGAGCAGGUGUGUUAAUAAAGAAAAAAAAUCUGGAAAAAUGUUUGUUGUUUUAUUAAAAUGCCUGUGAACACAAGUGAAUUUAAUGCUUGUUAAACAUAAAUGGAUGGCUCCACUCCACAGGCAGCCAGCACACACACUUUCCCAUGCCACGCUGCCCUGGCAGUGUGCCUCAGGAAUGCCCAGCAAACACCACUGAGAGAAGUUCAGAGAAGUUCUACGACCCCCUCCUAUCUUGGGCCUCUGCUCAGAUUGUCAAGUAAGGGCUACACUUAUUCUGGGUUAGAAGGGACCAUUGUGAUCUCUGGUCUGACUUCCUGUAUAACAGGCCACAGAACUUCCUCAAAACAAUUCCUAGAGCAGAUCUUUUAGCAAAAUCUCCAAUCUUGAUUUGAAUCCACCAGGGCCCUUGGCAAAUUGCUCCAAUGGUUAAUUAUCUUCACUGUUAGAAAUUUACACCUUAUUUCCUGUCUGAAUUUGUCUAGUUUCAACUUCCAGCGAGCCAUCUUUCUCUGCUAUGUUGAAGAGCCCAUUAUCUGCAUUUGUUCCCCAUGAAGGUACUUAUAGACCGUGAUCACAUCACCCCUUAAUCCUCCCUCUGCUAAAAUAAAUAAGUUGAACUUUCGCAGUCUAUCACUAUACAACAUAUUUUCUAACCCUUUAAUUGUUCUCAUGGCUCUUCUCUCUCCAAUAUGUUAACAUCCUUCUUGAACUGUGGACAGCAGAACUGAACAAAGUAUUUCAGCAGUGGUUGCAAUAGUACCUAAUACAGAGGUAAAAUUGCAUCUUUACUCCCACGCAAGGUUCCCUGUUUAAGCCUCUCAUUAGCCAUUUUGCACUGAAAGUUCACAUUCAGCUGAUUAUCCAUCACAAUGACUAUUUUCAGUCACUGCUUCCCAGGACAGAGUGUCUUAUCCUGCAAAUAUGACCUGUGUUCUCUGUUCUCAGAUGUAUACAUUUCCAUUUAGCUGUAUUCAGAUGCCUUCUGUUUGUGCCCAGUUUACCAGGUGAUCCAGACCGCUCUGUACCUGUGACCUGUCCUCUUCAUUAUUUACCACUCACCCAAUUUUUGUA
Molecule: messenger RNA, 2648 nt
Organism: Gopherus evgoodei (Goodes thornscrub tortoise)
Lineage: Eukaryota; Metazoa; Chordata; Testudines; Testudinidae
Gene: PIERCE1
Product: chromosome 16 C9orf116 homolog
Exons: 3
Coding region: 702-1115 (137 amino acids)
Biological process (GO): axoneme assembly
Cellular component (GO): axonemal microtubule
Source: RefSeq, a predicted model, not a curated record